Lotus japonicus is the source of this 3769-nucleotide messenger RNA. RefSeq lists its product as uncharacterized. Bases 2605 to 3609 code for a protein of 334 amino acids. The transcript is spliced from 9 exons. The record is from RefSeq and is a predicted model, not a curated record. NCBI's taxonomy places the organism in Eukaryota, Viridiplantae, Streptophyta, Magnoliopsida, Fabales, Fabaceae.
CAAGGGCCAUGGCGCCCCACGCGAACUCUGACACCCGCUCAAGAUUCUGUAGCAUGCCGAUCCAACGGGCGGAGAAUGAGUGCCCCCCACUCUUGUCGGCGAACAAUGUCGCGCCAACAAGAUGCAUCAGGUACAUCCUGGCUGCAUGCUCGUACCGCCCCUCUACAUUACAAUGUAAUACAAAUUAUGAUUAAGUAAAUAUAAAUAAUAGUUGGAAAAAGUUCAGAUAAUGAAUGAAACAAACCUGCAACAGCUGUCGGGUAAAGGUCUCGCAAGAAGCUGAACCUCAUAGUCGGACCCCUCUUCACAUCAAACUCAGCCAUGUACAAAUCUGCAUCCCCCCCUAACAGCAAAGCGCGGGUCUCUGCCACAUCAUAUCUCGAGGCCACUUCUGGAGUGUAGAAUCUCCCACCAACCGGGAUGUGAAGAAGAGCGGAGACGUCGUCAAGGGUGACAGUCAUCUCCCCGAAUGGCAUGUGGAAACUACUAGUCUCCUCGUGCCACCUCUCCACAAGGGCCGAUAUAAGCCCUGGGUCCGUCUCUACAUAGCUACACCUGACCAGUGGAUACAGUCCGCUCCUCUCCACAAUCAAGCGGACCUCCCUGUAAUUGUCCCCCUCACACGUCAUCAGCCCGAGCUUCGUACCAGCAGUGGCAAGCCUCAAAUCACCUCGCUCAGAAUAACGAGGGUCAAUGGUGCCUAGUAGGGUAUGCCACGUCCACGGCGCUAUGUGAUCCGGGUAAUGCUGCAGAAGUGACAACUCAACCGGCCCACCAGGAAACGGUGGAUCUCUCUGGAGCGGCGGCAUAUUCGGAUCCUCUACCUCUACAUCCUCACCCUCAAUCUCAGACUCAGACCCCGACCCCGACCCCGACUCCGACUCCGACUCCAAUGGCUCCUCAACUGCAUCAAUAUCAAGUGAAGAGGUGGAAGGCUCAACAGUAUCGUGGGCAGUAACCUCAGGCGUCGACUGAGGAGAAACCUCAGUAGCAGUAACCUCAGGCGUCGAGAGAGCAGGAACCUCAGUAGCACGAACCUGAGUAGCAGGAACCUCAGUAGCAAGAACCUCAGUGGCAGGGGCAGGAACCUCAGUAGCAGGAACCUCAGUGGUCGCCUUCCUAGCCCCUUCCGAGAAGUCGACACAUCUGUAUCAUGAUCACCUCGCCUAUGAGAAGCGUGGAGAUAGGCAUGACGAUCGGCCAACUCUUCAGACGAUACCCUCUUAUGUUGCUUUGUCCUUGCCAUAAUCUAUCAAGAAAAAUAAGGAAAACAGAUUAAUAGCUAUGUAAUGAGUAAUCCACAAGUAUAAAUAGUAAACUAAUGUUAUGAAAUUUCAAUACAAUUCAAAUAAUGUUAUGAAAUUCAAAUGUGAAAUCUCAAGUUGGUUAUGUCCUUAACCACUACCCUAAGAUAGCCAAAAGCAUGGAAAUUAUCUUCACCCCAUUCAUCUUAUCAUGAAAAACAAUAACAGAAGCAAUAGGAGUUACUGUCAUAGGAGUUACUGUCAUAGAGACAGUACUGAAUCUCUCAAUUCCGAAUCUUGAAGUCCUGAACUAUUCCGAAUCUUCAAGUCCUGAACCAUUCCGAAUCUUGAAGAUUCGGAGUACAAAUAUCCCUAAAUUCGCACCUCAGAACCCCAAAAACCCCAGAAAUCACAAUACAAAUGAAAUUUCACAACAUCAACUCAUAAAAAGGGAUUCGAAACCUAAUCUGAAAUACCUAAAUUUGAAACCCUAAAUUUGAAAUCACAACACCAACUCAUCAAAAUACAAAUGAUUCUUGGUCGUGGAUUCCAACAAAUUACCUCAGUGUGGUCGGUUUUGAAACACAGAUGAUUCUUGGUCGCUUUUGGUCGUGAUGUGUGGGUCGAUUUGGGUGCCUCUGGGUUGCUUCUCUUGAGACCUCCGAGAGUUGAUGUUCUGUCUCGUUCUAAAUGUGAAUCUGAAUUGAUAGUUUUGUUCUAUUAUUAACGGAGUCCGACAUUUGAACAUUCGGAGGAGUCCGAAUUUAUAACAUUCGGACUAAAACACGGAGGCGCAAUUUUGGUUUUUCCCCACUUUUAAAUGGGGUGGGAAAUCUAAAACAGGGGUGGGAAAUCUAAUUCCCCCUAGCUUUGCUUGAUGGCGUAGUCGUCAGUCUCCUCCUCUGUUUGUGCGCCGUCGUCAGUCUCCUCCUCUGUCUGUGCGCCCGCGUUUUGCCUUCUCCUCCACCCUUGUGUGCACGCCGUCCGUCUUCUCCUCCUCCCCUGUGUGCGGCGGUUCCAGCUUCUCUCCACCUCUGUGCGCGCGACUGGCUGUUCUUCUCGACGGCACUUCUUCUCAACUACAGAACUUGUACGAAAUUGUAUCAAGGUUGCAAUGGGAAAGAAGAGAAAAUUAAAUAUUGGACAUCGUAGACUGGAAAACUCAAAUCAACAUGGUCAACCAAAUUAAAAUGAUGGGAUAGAAUCUUCCACAAGAAAUGCUGAAGAAACCCAAUCUAACCCAGGACAUGGAGAAAAGGUCAUACAUGGAUCUUUGGAGUCUAACUCCAUUCCUUCUGAUAUUGAAACUGAGGAAAUACAAGCUGAGAAAGAGUCGAAACGAGUAAGAGGCCCAACAAGAAUGUUAGAUGUUUGGGAUAUGCAAGUUGGUGAUUUUAUAAUAGUUAAUUUAGACAAAUAUGGUCGACCCGUUGGUGAAGAAGCAACAACUCUUACUCGUUUCAUAGGUAGUGUCGUUAGAAGACCUCAUUUUGCUCCCAUCAACUACAUUUCUUGGAAAAAGAUGCCAAAGGAGAACAUAGAUGACAUGUUGGAAGCAAUAGAGAGUAAAUUUGAGUUUGUUCCUCCAAUAAAUGACACAAUAAGAGAAAUGUUGAAAGCGGAGUUGAAUGAAAAGUGGAGGCAAUGGAAGAGUGAUAUAAAGUCACUAGCAUAUAAUCCUUCUAAAACAGAAGAAGAAAUUGCAUCCAAAUUGCCUGAUGAUAGAGUUGAACCAAGUCAAUAUCGUGAUUUAGUUCAUCAUUGGUUUUCAGAAUCAGGACAAAAAACAAGUGAGAUUAACCGAAGAAAUCGUGCCAAGUUUGAAGAUGUUCAUUGUAUGGGAACAAAAAGUCUUCCAAGAUUGAUUGACGAAAAGAAAAAAUUGGGCAAAGGAGUGUCGCCUAAACGUAAAGAGAUAUACAUUCAGACUCGAACUCGUAAAGAUGGGACAAUUGUCAAUGAAAAAGCUGCAAGAGUAAUUGAAGAACUAAAGAAACAUGAUGAGGCUGAAACAUCUCAAUCAACUCAAAACACACAAAGGCAUACAUCUUGGAAGGAAGACAUAUUCUCUAAAGUGCAAGGACUUGAUAAAAGGGGGCGUAUCCGCUGCAUGGGCAAGAUUCCAAAAUGUAAAAAAACAAAGGCUUCCUCAUCUGAAAAUGAAGAGCUACGUGAUCGAAUGAAGCAUAUGGAAAACUUGUUGGCAAAUGUGUUGACACUAAUUCAAAAUCGACUUCCUGGAGAAGAUCUUAAUGAGCUUGUGGAUGCUGCAAGACGGGUUUCAGAUGCUUCGAGUGCCUCGAACCAUUUGAAUUCUCCAAGUUCAAACGCUAAUGAAGAUGAUGAAUAUGAUGGUGAAGAUUAAGAGGCUACUUUGUUCUUGGAGAUUGAAUAUGCAUGAGUUUGCAACAUUUUUAUAUACAUUGUUUUGAUUUUAUGUUGUUUUUGUGAAUCAUGGUUAAAUUAGGAUUAUAUGCUAUGAAUUGUUUGAAUUGGGAAGCUACUUCAUAUGCAUACUUUAUGCU